ACCGUACCAUGCGGGCAUACUACUAUGACAAUCGCGAUGGCGAACCAACACUUCUCCACGACUCAGGCAUCGAGGUCGACGCGGCGGUUCUAAAGGCCAUGGGAGUACUUUACUGGUCCAUCCCUGCAGAUCCCGAGGGCAAGUGGCAGGAGAAAAUCGGCAAAAUUUCGAGGGAGCGAGAGUAUAAGAAUAGGGAUGUUAUCGAGUCCAGCAGGAGCACGCUAGGGGAGAAACUUGAUGAUGCGAUGGCCAUGGUUUGGAAAGAACACAUGCACGAUGAUGAAGAAAUUCGCUACACACUCACGGGAAGCGCAUACUUCGACGUCCGAGAGCUCCCGGCAGACAAUUGGAUUCGUAUUCAUGUCCACGACGGCGACCUACUCGUCUUACCUGCAGGGAUCUACCACCGCUUCAGCUUGGAUAGCGAGGAAUCGGUGAAGAUGAUGCGCCUCUUUAAGGAUGAACCGAAGUGGGUAGCUCACUACCGGGGUCCCGAAACCGAUGCGAAUCCGCGGAGGAAAGAAUACCUGACGACCUUCGCUCGCUCGGAGGCCGUAUCCGUAGCUUGAAGUUACGACGAUGGCACCAUUUCUCGGCAUGUUACUCUUACGGCACGGAAUGUAUCCUAUGCAUACCCCC
This is a messenger RNA of Phanerochaete carnosa HHB-10118-sp, 639 nucleotides long. RefSeq lists its product as uncharacterized. Bases 9 to 569 code for a protein of 186 amino acids. The transcript has 4 exons. NCBI's taxonomy places the organism in Eukaryota, Fungi, Basidiomycota, Agaricomycetes, Polyporales, Phanerochaetaceae. The record is from RefSeq and is a predicted model, not a curated record. Gene Ontology annotation, molecular function: acireductone dioxygenase [iron(II)-requiring] activity.